CUGAAGGAUCAGAAACUUUAGCUGCUCACAGUUUAUUUCCUGUGGAGGAACCAGGCUGAAGCUUCAGGUUGGACAGAAACACAUCAUCACUGUGGGACUCUGUUCUAAGGGUUAGAGCUAACCUGACCUGUUCCUGUUUCCUGUCAGUGAUCGUCCUGCAGAGUCUGAUAACAAUGAAGUAAAGUACAUGGACCAGUACCAGGUCUGAUACACAGCUGAAAGAUGUCCUAGACGUUAAUGUGAGAGCUAAAGGAUCCUGAUCAAAAAUAACUUAUUGAGUAUUGAUAAUGUUUCCUAAAGGAAUCAAUAGAACAGAACUGAUCAGAGACCAGAACCCUGAGGAGGAUUCACCGUGAAGUGGAUCUGAUGAACAGGACUUAAACCAGUUCUCUGUGGUUCCUUUAAUGACAGUGAACUGUUCCAGUCUCUGUAACAGGAAGUGAUGUCAGCAGGAAGGAAACAUGAAGAAUUAAUCCAGAGAAGAAGAAGAGUUGUUUUGUUUCAGUUACUGUUACUUUAAUCUCAGUUUGUUUUUCUCAUGUUGUUGUUGUUUUGUGUUGUUGUUGAUGUGACUGACAGUGAGCUGGGAGGUGCAGCAGUGCAUGCUGGGUAAAGCCCCUCAGAUGAUCAGGAUGAAGAUGGAGAGAAAACAAAAACAGACGAGAGGGAAAACUGUAAUCCUUAAUCCAACAAGCCCCGCCCCCUCCACACACACACACACACACACACACACACACACACACACACUCUCUCUGGUGUAAACAAAGAGAAUCUGAAAACAACAGGAUUAAGAUGAAGCUGCUCUCUGAUUGGCUGACAGAGCUCAGUGGAGGUAACCAUGGCAACAGGACGACCUGCUGACUCUGUUCAUGAAACAUUAUUAAAACUGAUCAGACUGAGCUGAUACAAACAGAGCAUUAGCAUCAUUAGCAACAUUAGCAACAUUAGCAGAGGGUUCACUACUGUUGAUCUGUUGAUGUGAGGAGCGGCCAUCUUGGAUUCACGGUGUCGGUUCUCUGUAACUGUGACAGAGUGAGACCUCCUGUCUCCACCUCUCUCUGUCUGAGGCUGCUGGCCCUUUAAGAGAGGAGGAGGACAGAGCGCCCCCCCCCCCACAUUGUUCUUUCUCCCGGUGAACGGCGGCUUCUCUCCCGCUGCUCAGACCCGCUACAGGGACCGACACCGACCGGACAGACAGAGACAGGGGGACAGAGAGACGGGAGGACAGGCAGACAGGCGGUCAGAGAGAGAGAGACAGACAGAGAGGAGGACAGAGAGACAGGCAGAGAGAGAGAGACAGGUCUCUGGUUUUCAGCGGCGGUUUGAUUCGGGUCUUUGUGCCCCGGAGGGACGGUGACUGAUGGAUCCACCGGCUCAUACAUGACCGGAGACAGAGACAGACAGACAGACAGACGCUAUGACCGAAGGCACGCGCCGCUGGACCGACAGGCUCGAGCUCAGGUAGCCCAGUGCUGAGACAGCUUGUCAUUGGCGGUUGCCAUGGCGCCCAGACCGUCGUCAGGGGAACUGUGGGGGCUCCAUCUAAUGCCCCCCCGCAUCCUGGUGGACUGCUGCCUCCCCAACGGGAUGAUGGUGAGCCUCGAGUGUCUCAGGGAAACUCCUCUCAUCAGCAUCAAGCAGCAGCUCUUCACUGAGGCCAGGAAGUACCCGCUGCAACACCUGCUGCAGGAGGAGUCGUGCUACAUCUUUGUGGGCGUGACCCAGGAGGCGGAGAGGGAGGAGUUUUACGAUGAGACGAGGCGACUGUGCGACCUCCGACUCUUUCACCCGAUCCUGAAGGUCAUCGAGCCGCUGGGCAACCGGGAGGAGAAGAUCCUGAACCGAGAGAUAGGAUUUGCCAUCGGGAUGCCGGUCUGUGAGUUCGAGAUGAUGAAGGACCCGGAGAUCCAGGACUUCCGGCGCUCCAUACUGAGCGUGUGCAGAGAGGCCAUGGAGGAGAGGGAGGGGGGAGGGGCCCACAGCCAGGCGCUCUACGUUUACCCCCCCAACGUGGAGUCCAGCCCCCAGCUCCCCCAGCACAUCUACUGCAAGUUGGACAAAGGCAGGCUGAUUGUGACCAUCUGGGUGAUCGUGUCUCCGUCUAACUCCAAACAGAAAUACACUCUGAAGGUGAGUCACGACAGUUUACCUGAGCAGCUGAUCGCAGAGUCGAUCAGGAAGAAGAGCCGGUCGAUGCACUUGUCACCUCAACAGCUCCACCUCUGUGUCCAGGAGUACCAGGGCCAGUACAUCCUGAAGGUGUGUGGCUGUGAUGAGUACCUGUUGGAGAAGUAUCCUCUCAGUCAGUACAAGUAUAUCCGCUCCUGUAUCAUCGUGGGUCGCCUCCCUCACCUGAUGCUCGUCUCUAAAGACAGUCUCUACUCUCAGCUUCCUGCCUCAGGCUUCGUCACUCCGUCAUACAGCCAAUCAGGAGCUGGUCCAGGUGUUGUGUCAGCAGGUCCAGGUGUGUUCUGUGUGUGUUUCAGUCGGCGGACUCCUCAGCCAUCUCCCUGUCCAGGAGGAGGUGAUGGUUCUCCUCCUCGCUCCCUCUGGGCCUUCAACACUCUGCUCAGGGUCCGACUGCUCUGCGCCACCUACGUCAACGUCAACAUCAGGGACAUCGACAAGAUCUAUGUGAGGACAGGUAUCUAUCACGGUGGAGAGCCGCUCUGUGACAACGUCAACACUCAGAGAGUCCCCUGCUCCAACCCCAGGUGGAACGAGUGGCUGACCUACGACAUCUACCUGUCUGACCUCCCUCGCUCAGCCAGACUCUGCCUGUCUAUCUGCUCUGUGAAGGGAAGGAAAGGAGCCAAGGAGGAGCACUGUCCUCUGGCCUGGGGGAACGUGAACCUCUUUGAUUAUCAGGACAUCCUGGUUUCUGGUAAAGUGGCUCUCAGUCUCUGGCCCGUCCCUCAUGGACUCGAGGACCUCCUCAAUCCCAUCGGAGUCGCUGGUUCCAAUCCCAACAAGGAGACUCCCUGUGUGGAGCUGGAGUUCUCCUGGUUUAAUCAGACCGUCGUGUUUCCUGACGAGCAGCAGAUAGAAGAACACGCCAACUGGACCAUCAGCAGAGAGCUGGGCUACAACUACUGCCAUGGACUGAGCAGUCGUCUGGCCUGUGACAGCAGUGUUUCAGCAGGAGAUGCUGAGCAGCUUCGUUCUCUCUGCUCCAGAGAUCCUCUGUACGAGCUGUCGGAGCAGGAAAAGGACUUCCUCUGGAGACACAGACAUUACUGUGUGAACAUCCCAGAGUCUCUUCCUAAGCUGCUUCUGUCCGUUAAGUGGAACUCCAGAGAUGAAGUGUCUCAGAUGUACUGUCUGUUGAAGGACUGGCCUCUGAUGGAGCCGGAGUCGGCUCUGGAGUUGUUGGACUGUAACUUUCCUGACCCAAUGGUCAGAGAGUUCGCUCUGCGCUGCCUGGUCCAGGGUCUGACGGACGACAAGCUGUCGCAGUACCUGCUGCAGCUUGUACAGGUGUUGAAGUAUGAGAUGUACCUGGACAAUCCUCUGGCUCGUUUCCUCAUUAAGAAAGCUCUGACCAAUCAGAGGAUCGGACACUUCUUCUUCUGGCAUCUAAAGUCAGAGAUGCACAACAAGACGGUGUCUCGACGCUUCGGUCUGUUGCUGGAGGCUUUCUGCAGAGCCUGUGGCAUGUACCUGAAACACCUGAACAGACAGGUGGAGGCCAUGGAUAAACUGGUGAAUCUGUCUGACACUCUGAAACAAGAGAAGAAAGACGAGACACAGAAAACUCAGAUGAAGUUCCUGGUUGAACACAUGUCUCGUCCAGAUUACAUGGAGGCUCUGCAGGGAUUCGUCUCUCCACUGAACCCUGUUCACCAGCUGGGAAACCUCAGGUUGGAGGAGUGCCGGAUCAUGUCCUCGGCGAAGCGCCCCCUGUGGUUGAACUGGGAGAAUCCUGACAUCAUGUCCGAACUUCUCUUCACCAACAACGAAAUCAUCUUCAAGAACGGAGACGACCUGCGUCAGGACAUGCUGACUCUGCAGAUCAUUAAGAUCAUGGAGAACAUCUGGCAGAACCAGGGCCUGGACCUGCGCAUGCUGCCGUACGGCUGCCUGUCCAUCGGAGACUGUGUGGGUCUGAUCGAGGUGGUGAAGAACAGUUUCACCAUCAUGCAGAUCCAGUGUAAAGGAGGCCUGAAGGGGGCGCUGCAGUUCAACUCCAACACCCUGCACCACUGGAUCAAAGACAAGAACCGCGGCGAGGCGUACGACCGGGCCAUCGACCUGUUCACCAGGUCGUGUGCAGGUUACUGCGUGGCCACGUUCAUCCUGGGAAUUGGAGAUCGACACAACUCCAACAUCAUGGUGAAGGAGAACGGACAGCUGUUCCACAUCGACUUCGGUCACUUCCUGGAUCACAAGAAGAAGAAGUUUGGAUACAAGAGGGAGCGAGUUCCCUUCGUCCUGACGCAGGACUUCCUCAUCGUCAUCAGUAAAGGAGUCCAGGAGUCCACCAAGACCAAGGAGUUCGAGAGAUUCCAGGAGAUGUGUUACAAAGCCUACCUGGCCAUCCGUCAGCACGCCAGCCUCUUCAUCAACCUCUUCUCCCUCCUGCUGGGCUGCGGCAUGCCCGAGCUGCAGAGCUUUGACGACAUCGCCUACCUGAGGAAGACGCUGGCCCUGGAGAAGAGCCAGCAGGAGGCGUUGGAGUAUUUCACCAAACAGAUGAACGAUGCUCAUCACGGAGGCUGGAGCACCAAGAUGGACUGGAUCUUCCACACCAUCAGACACAUGCCCAACGAGCACUGAUACAUCAUAUAUAACACAUUGUUAUAUACAACGCACGGUUUUAUAUAUAAACCGUGUGUUGUGAUGCUAUAUAUAUAUAUAUAUAUAUAUAUAUAUAUAUAUAGCAUCACAACGUUGUUGUGGGUUGGUUGUCACAGCAACAUGAAUCUCAGGGUCACCCGUCAGAGGGAGAGGAUGCCAAAGGCAUGCUGGGAAAAAAAAUUGAUGAUGAUGAUGGAGGUGGUGAUGAUGUCAUAAAUGUCUUCCAGUCAGUGCUACAGUUAGCCUGUUAGCUCUGCUAGCUGCUCUAAAUACAGUCAGAGCUUCUUAAAUGAAAAAACUUAGUCGUAGCGUACAUUUGAAUCAAACUUUAUUGAGAAUCAGCUGUGACAGUUUAUAAACGUAUGUUUGUUGGGAGAAUUCAAGUAAAACCAACUUUAUUGAAACCAGCAAAGUGAACUGUGGUCACUGUGAGAGCAAUAAAACUUCCUAUAACUGAUCAAUACUUACGACAAUCAGGAUUUUUGACCAAUAGGAAGGCAGAGCUGACCAGCUGUGGGCAGAGACCAAACUAACUGAUCAAUUAAAAAAAAGUAGAACAUGAUCAAACUGAUGAACAGUGAGUUUAGACUGAUUAUUUUCAUUUUAGAAAUUCAGCUUAAUUCAAUCCAACAAUUUAUGACUUUUUUUUCAAGAUGUGAUGUCUCUUAAUAUAUUAAUACGUAAGAAACUAAAUUCUCUUCAUCUUUCAACUUUUGAGAUUGAGCAAUUUUACCUUAAUUUAUUGACAUUUUCUCCCAAAACUUAAUUCUUUGAAAUAUUAAUGAAAAAAAGUAAAGUAAUGAGAAAAGAGCUGAGUUAGUAUAGUAUAGUAUCAGUUUUCUCGUAAAUCAUUGUUGUAUUUAUAAAAACAUUGCAGUGUUUUCUCUUUAGAUUAUGUUUCUAUUCUCUACUUUUCCCUAAAAUCAGAUGUUCAUUUCUUAGUAGUAAAGAAUCCAUUAAGUUUUAAAAAUGAUUAUUUUUCCUCCACAAAUUUAAUCCUGUUGAUAUUUUCAUCUGUUUAUAAAAGUCUCCGUUCACAGCUGUUUACAAACUUAGAUUAACUGCAGAUGUUUGAAUCGACACUCUGCACUGAUCUGAAUUCAGUUUCUACUGAUUUCUACCGAACUGACAUAUCAUUUAGUUUUAUCAGGGAUCAAAAUCUGUGACGACAAUCUGAACCAAUCAGCUGCUCAUUAGCCGUUAGCUGGAUCAGGCGUUUGUUAGGCUAAUUAGCAUCGGUAGCCUGUUCACCAUAGCUAGCUUUAGUUAGUGAAGUGUAGCAUCAGUCUAAACCCUGCCUCUCCUCUCUCAGUCUCUGGGGGAGGGGCUAGGAGGUUUGUUUCUGCUCAGGUCAGAGGUCAGUCUAAGCCCUGACCUUUCAGUAACCAUGACAACCUGUGAAGCCCCCUGCUGCAUGCUGAUCCAUUUAUUGACUGAUGAUGUCAUCAAGUGUUCUGGUUACCAUGGUGACUGAACUGAGCAGAUGUGAUGGGCCUGUAGAGCCUCUACGCCCAUAUAUGGUGAUGAAGCUUCACUCUGACUUUUUAAACUGAACUUUACAACAGGUCACCUGAGGGGUGGAGCCUGAUGGGUGACAUCACAGUGUAGGAUCCAGGUGUGACACACAUUGAUCUGUCAGUGUUCAGUAACUGUGAUGUGACAAAGGGGAGACAGACAAAUAAAAAAAACUUAAACUAAAGCUCAUGUGAUUAAUUUCUGUAACUUAUGUCUUGAGAGGGUCUUAAUAGUCUUUUCUUUUCAAAAUGCUAAAAAAAUCUGACAGUGAAGAAAAAAUAUUCCAAUCUGCUUUCAGUGUAAAACAGCUUGUAUUUUAUAAAAGUUUUUCAUAAUUCUCCA
Molecule: messenger RNA, 6654 nt
Organism: Lates calcarifer (barramundi perch)
Lineage: Eukaryota; Metazoa; Chordata; Actinopteri; Centropomidae
Product: phosphatidylinositol 4,5-bisphosphate 3-kinase catalytic subunit alpha isoform
Exons: 28
Coding region: 1501-4776 (1091 amino acids)
Biological process (GO): phosphatidylinositol-3-phosphate biosynthetic process; cell migration; phosphatidylinositol 3-kinase/protein kinase B signal transduction
Cellular component (GO): plasma membrane; cytoplasm; phosphatidylinositol 3-kinase complex, class IA
Molecular function (GO): 1-phosphatidylinositol-3-kinase activity; 1-phosphatidylinositol-4-phosphate 3-kinase activity
Source: RefSeq, a predicted model, not a curated record